Rhincodon typus (whale shark) is the source of this 4322-nucleotide messenger RNA. It is a transcript of the gene cbx2, whose product is annotated as chromobox homolog 2 (Drosophila Pc class). Bases 23 to 1648 code for a protein of 541 amino acids. The transcript has 3 exons. Gene Ontology annotation, cellular component: PRC1 complex; heterochromatin. The record is from RefSeq and is a predicted model, not a curated record. Gene Ontology annotation, biological process: negative regulation of transcription by RNA polymerase II. NCBI's taxonomy places the organism in Eukaryota, Metazoa, Chordata, Chondrichthyes, Orectolobiformes, Rhincodontidae.
UCCUUUAUCAUCAUGAUAUAUUAUGUUCUUUUUUUUUGAUAGACAUAAUAGCUGGGAGCCAGAAGAAAAUAUUCUUGAUCCCCGGCUCCUGCUAGCUUUUCAAAGAAGCCAACAAGAGAGAGAACUGCAGAAUCGGAAACGAGGCAAGAGGCCCAGGGGCAGACCAAGAAAACAUGUGGAACAAGAAGCUCCCCUUUCUUCAAAAUCAAGUAGCUCUUCUGAAGAGGAUGAUGAUGAGGAGGAUGAUGAGGAGGAGGAGGAGGAGGAAGAGGAAAGUGAUGAUCAGGCACCGACCACACUUCGCAGCAAUGAGCGGCGGGAAGAAUCUGAACGUAUCCCACAAAAACGGAUCCAAACUGAAAUCAGCCAAACUAAAACAGAUCUGAAGGACACUGGCAAAAAAAAACGGACCAGCAAAGUAAUUUGCCCUGAACCUCGGAAGAACAUAAAAAUUAAACCAGGAAAAACAUUGAAAACAUCUGGAAAUGAUACAAGUGGUGACUCUGGAACAGAUGAAUCGUCAAAAGAGAAGCUGGAAAAACCAGAGGGACCUUUGAGUGAAAAUAACAUGGGCUCAGAAAGGAGUACUUUGGAAUCUGUAAACGUAUCAAGUGGGAUGUUAAAUUCAAACAUCUUUAAUUCAGCAAAAUCCAGUAAUCCCAGGGCAGCCUUGCAAGUAGCAAACAGUACAGGAUCAGGCCAGCAUUUAUCUAGCGUACAUCCUGCCAGUGCAAUGGCACUGAAUAAGACUGCCUCUGAAAUGCAGUCUGGGAAUACAAUGCCGCUGAAUUCACAGGGAAUGAAUGAGAAAAAUAAGAUUGGAUUAAUUAAGAAUCCAGGAAAUGCUAAAAACUCAGAGUUAUGCAAAUCAGACUGCGACUCAAAGGGUUUGAAUAUGCCUGGACCAAUCAAGUCCAGUUCUGGUGUUUGUAAUUCAUCUAAUUCAGGAUCAAAUUCCCAAAGUGCAAAUGGUCAAUGUCCUAGUACUCUUGGGCGGAAUUUACAAAUACCAAACUCUCAGAACGCUAAUUCAGGAUUAAAUUCACAUGCCUUAAAUCUACAAAAUACCAACAAAAUAGGAUUGAGUUCAAAAAGUGGAUCUAGUCCAUCGGGUUUGACUUCAAAAAACAUCAACAAUAGUUUGUCGUUUGUGAUCUCUAGAAGUGUUGGCACUCCAGGACUGAAUUCAACUGAAUUGAACUCUCAUGUUGUUUCUAAUAAAGUAUUAAAUUCACAGGCUGUCAAUAGCCAGGCAUUAUGUGAGAGCAGUGGAAAAGAUAGUGUUGAGAAGGAGAAUCAGAUUAAACCAGAUAAGGAGACUACAAACACUGCAAUUCAUCAUUCUGACAACCAAAUCCGAGACACUGACAAAAAGGAUGUUUCAUCUGAGAUAUCAAAACAAAGCAGCACCUUGCCAACAGAGCUGAGCACAGGUGAGGAGACAAUGAGUUCGGACUCUGAUCAUGACUCUUCGUUUUCAAGUGUAAUUCCAAACCCAUCCAUUUCAGUCCAGACAAACCAAGACUGGAAACCCACCCGCAGUCUGAUUGAGCAUGUGUUUGUCACUGAUGUAACAGCCAACUUGGUCACGGUAACAGUGAAGGAGAGUCCAACCAGUGUCGGCUUUUUCAACAUCCGACAUUAUUAGUCAUUAGUUGAAAACAAACUCUCGUAAUCUCUUGUUGAUUUUCCUAUAGAAAUCCAUUUUGACCUUGGCCUUUAUGACCUUUUGCCUCGUACUUUACAACUAUAAACAGCAUUUACAAUAAUGCACAAAUUACAAUUGCUUCCACUUUGAACAAAAACAGUGCAUUACAUAGAAAGUAGACCCUAUGAAUAGGCUGUUUUGUCAGAUUGUCAAUCAACAGCCCAGUUCAGUUUUUUUUUGUACGUAGACUUUUGUGUAAAUUUGAGUAUGAUUUGAGUAACUGCAAAGUAACAUCUGUAUUUGACUAUCCAUUUUUAUAAAAUGAAGGUUAAAGAAUGAAAAUCAUGAACAGAUAAGUAAUUUGUAUUGAUGCCAGGAACAGUAAGAGCCUGGGGAGUUCAGCCAUGAUGAAGAUUAUGUUUUAGUGAUUAUUAUAGGUGUUUAGUCAGUGCAUGGAACUUUAUAAGUAUAGAAGUAAGGUGACCAUGGAGGAAUAGUGUAACUUGUUGCUGAAACAUCUUAGAUUUUGAUUUGUAUUUGUUAGGAAGUGCAAGAAAGUUACCACCUACAAGCAUGUAUACAUGCCCCUUUUCAUCAGAGAAUGGACCCAGUAUUGAUUGGGCUACAGCUGAGAGUUGACACCAUAAUUGGCCACUAGAAAUUCACAACACCACUCAUCAUUGUUUGUUUCAGUUGGGGAGGGGUUGAUUAAACUGAGUACUCCAAAAGAGCAGAAAAUGAGAAGUGAACAAAUGUUAUUUGAUUAUUUUAGAAUGACAAUUCUACUCUGAACCUUGUACUCGGAAACUUCUUGAAAUGCUUCAAUGGUGACCAAAACGCAUUGGUCACUAAUCAUGGAAACAUCACAUAAUGCAUUUCUUUUUUGUGUGUGUUUUUGUAAGCAGUGUUUUGCCCUGGUUAAUAGGGAUAAUUUAAUCUGUGCUGAUAAGAUGUUAUAAAAACUGAAUUAUAUUGAGGCCACCAGCAACGUAUCAAAUGAUGACAUGUAAUUUUGAGCUUUUUCAUCAGCAGUAUUGUUUACAAACUAGGUUAUAGGAUGGAAUUUAGAAAACAGCCUUUAAACUUUGAAUCCAGUUGCAGGGGGACCUGCCAAAAAUUAUUUUUUCAAUUUUCUCUUAAUCCCAUUGGAAAUCUUCACCUUUUGUAAAACCUAGUCUCCCUACUACCUACUCAUCUUUUUUGUCUUUUUUUUUUCCAAAUGGUGUCCUACACUGCUCUUGGAUUCUAGAAUAUCAGCCAUGGUUCAGCAGAUUAGCACCCUUGGCUGUGAGUCAAAAAACUGUGGGUUCAAGCCUUACUCCAGAGACUUGAACACUGGACAGACUAACAUUCCUGUUCUGAUGCUGAGGUAGUGUGCAUGCUGAAGUACUAUGUUUCAAAUGAAUCAUUUUAUUUAAAAAAGACAUUCUAUCCAUCCUGAGUUGGCUAGACGGGUACAGAGUGAUGUAGAAUCUCAAUGAUGCAGCUUCAAUCUCAGCUAGGCUUCCUUGGCUUACCCCACAUUGAUGCCUCUUAAGCUAUAUCUAGCUAAUUGUUUCUGUCUCUGGAUAAUAGGGAAAAGCCUAAGUGCUGGAUUCACCAUGGAAUACCAAGUAAGCUAACAGCUGAAGUUUUAUUGACCAAGGCUUGAACCAGUGACUUAGGUAUGAGUCCAGUACAGCAGUGAUUGAGUAGCCUUGAGCCGACUGUGCUGUUCAUUUUAGACUUGGUUUUUCAGUAUCUUUUAUCGUACUUGAAACUUAGCUAAUCUGUCAAUUGCUAUUUUGCAAAUUUCGAUUGGAGCAACAUUCACAGCAUUCGGGAAAUAGGAGGGGAGAGAAUUCCACACUUCCACUGAAAAAUAUUCCCUGACUUGGUCCUGAAUGGUUUUGCACCAUCGUUUCCCUCACUUCUUUCUGGAUAUCUCCACCAAAGGAAAAAGCUUUUCUGUAUCUACUUUGUUUUGAAUUCUAUCAUUUUAAAUACCUCAAAUUAGACCACCUAAAAUGCGAUGGAAUGAACUUGUCUUCAUAAAUGGUCCCUAAACAGUUAAUUAUCAAUCUGUGAUUUCAACACCAUUGUUUUGCACACACAUAUCCACAUACAUAUCGCAUUGGAAUAUGUGUGUGCAUGUGCCCAGAACUGAAUGCAAUAUAGCAGAUGGGAUAUGAUUGAAUCUUGAUUAUAUUUCAAGCGUAACUUCCUUGUUUUUGGGUGCCAAUCUUCUUGAGAUGAAGACUAACUUCUAUUAGCCUUUUUGACUUGUUUGUGGCUACAUAAGCUAAGUUUUAAAUCGAAUUAACAAACUUAAUGGUGGUUUAAAAGUUGUGAAAUGUGACUUAAACAGUGAGCUACUUCAUUUUAAUCUAUAUGAGCAUUCAUCUAUUAGUUGAGGUACUGGAUAAUGACUAGUGGUCGAACCAUACUUGAACAAAAAAUAUUAAUCUCUAUGGGAGGAGAGGGCAGGAAAAAAAGUAAGGUGAAAAUACUAAUUUUUUUAUUAUUGAGAUUUUUGAAUAGCUGUAGAUUUAACCUUUAGGCUAACUCAACAGUAGGUUCAGCAUUAACUUAAUUUUUAUAAAAUUAAAAUGUGUAUCAAAGUGUUACUGUGAAGUUGUUUUUGUAUUUUUUUUAAAGGAACAGAAAAUUGUUAAAUAAACCAAUUCAAUUGCAA